This is a messenger RNA of Myotis brandtii (Brandt's bat), 1869 nucleotides long. It is a transcript of the gene ABHD15, whose product is annotated as abhydrolase domain containing 15. The annotation marks the transcript as partial. Gene Ontology annotation, molecular function: monoacylglycerol lipase activity; short-chain carboxylesterase activity. Lineage: Eukaryota; Metazoa; Chordata; Mammalia; Chiroptera; Vespertilionidae. The record is from RefSeq and is a predicted model, not a curated record. The transcript has 2 exons.
CUGGUCAGCCCCCGGCUGCAGCCCUUCGGGGACCCUUCCGACCUCAAGGAGGCGGUCACUUACAUCCGCUUCCGACACCCCGCGGCCCCGCUGUUCGCGGUGAGCGAGGGCUCCGGGUCGGCGCUGCUGCUGUCCUACCUGGGCGAGUGUGGCUCCUCCAGCUACAUGACGGGGGCCGCCUGCAUCUCGCCGGUGCUGCGCUGCCGCGAGUGGUUCGAGGCCGGCCUGCCCUGGCCCUACGAGCGGGGCUUCCUGCUCCACCAGAAAAUCGCCCUCAGCAGGUACACCACGGCCCUGGAGGACACAGUGGACACCCACAAACUGUUCAGGAGCCGCUCCCUGCGAGAGUUUGAGGAGACCCUCUUCUGCCACACCAAGAGUUUCCCCAUCAGCUGGGACGCCUACUGGGACCACAACGACCCCCUCCGGGAUGUGGACGAGGCAGCCGUACCUGUGCUGUGUAUCUGUAGCGCCGAUGACCCCGUGUGCGGACCCCCAGACCACUUUCUGCCCACUGAACUCUUUCACAGCAACCCCUACUUCUUCCUCCUGCUCAGUCGCCAGGGCGGCCACUGUGGGUUCCUGCGCCAGGAGUCUCUGCCAGCGUGGAGCCACGAGGUUAUCUUGGAGUACUUCCGGGCCUUGACUGACUUCUUCCGAACAGAGGAGAGGAUAAAAGGGCUGAGCAAGCACCGAGGCUCAUUCCUCGGGGGCCGGCGUCGCUGGGGAACCCUGCAGAAGCGGGAGGUCUCUCCCUCUUCCAGCCUGGAUGAGAUCUUUAGCUGGAAGCGAUCAUAUACCAGGUGAAACCCAGUCGGAGAACACCCUGUCCUGCACGGGGAACAGAGGGCUGAGUGGAGCAAGCAGCUGCAGCUCUUUGCCACUGAUUCAGCCCUUUCUUCUUUUCUCAUCUGUGGAGAGAGAUGGAGCUCCCAGCUAGCUGCUACUUACUUGACCCUGAGCAGAACUCCUGCCCAGACUCUGCUCCACACAUUCCUGCUCAUCCUGGUCAGCAGCUGGACAUUUCUGGUCAUUGUCUCCUGUCACCGACCGUAAGCCAAACACUAGCACCGUUUAAACCCACGGACUCAGGAUAAAAUGCUCUCUCGCCAGCAAUGACUACAAGAUGAGUUUCUGUGUCAUUGGGCAGCUCUGCCCCACAUAAAUAAUCAGCUCUGUGACCCUGAUGCUCAAGCUGAAGCCACUUCUGUAAUGAGGACAGGAAGCUUGUGUCUCGGUCCCACUUCCCUCAUUUCAUUCUGCGGUUGUGGCACCCUGCUGACUUCAUGCACAUCGUGGACGUGGCCUCGAAGAGCCGCGUGGCUGCGUCUGCCUUGAGUGAGUGUGAGAAAGGCGGCAGGGGCCCUCAGUGCAGUGCUGAGCUGGGGUCACUAAGGCCACAAGGGAGAGACGGCGAAUGCCUGUCUGGAAUACUAAGGCCCGUCUUCUGCAAGUUUCCAUUGGGAAUGGAGCUGAUCUGAUGCUUCAGCCUAGGACCUCAAGCCUCACUGGACAUCUCCCAAGGAUGAUUUUAGGAACAGGAAGUCCUCGAACACCGUCUACUAGACCAUGGCUCAAGAAGCCAGACUCUCAGGCACUUCAGCUGCUCCCUCUGGUACCAUUUCUGGGGAUUAUUACUCCAGAGAGCUCUGGCCAGAGGUGCUUUUCUCUUGGGACGUGGGCUUUCUCUAAGUGGUGAAAGUAUAAACCUCGUAUCUUAGGUGUUGUCUGGUUAGCUGCCCUCUUUUCUGACACUACUAGUAGCCUCUCCAUCUCCGGAACCUGGAGAAACAUCUGGGACCAGGGAAAACAAAAAGUUCCAAGAUGUUGGCUGGAACUGCCUCAGUAAUUUAUAAAUAUUUCACAUUA